AUCAGUUCAUCACAGGUUCACAGCUAGUAACAAGUGAUCAGUAAGGAUAUCUCUCAGAUCAUCAAAAAGAUCUAAGCUAGUAUACAUGGCGCGUAAGGCUAUCAUCGUGUUCGCUCUUCUGCUCGUUGCUGCGCUCUGCUUCGUCGCCUCCGCCCAGGACCCUCAGGCCAACAAGCAGGGCGGUGGUGGUGGGGGUGGUGGCGGCGGACCACCAGGCUAUGGCCACUACCCGCCGUGGAACGGCGGUUACCCAGGCCGUGACCCGUGGCGCCAUGACGACCCGUGGCGCCAUGGCUGUCGCUGGGGAUGCUGCCACCGCGGCCACCACGGCGAGUGCUUCCGCUGCUGCUAAGCCGGAGCUAGCUAUAGCUCCAACCACUGAUCCACUGCUCAACCAUGAAUCAAACAACUACUAUAUCUACUAUAAAUAUAUAUAUUGUUUCUCAAUAAGUAAAGGAAUAAAAAUACGUACGUACAUACACGGCUGAUCAUGGAGAGGACGAGUUACACUGUGCGCUCCUGUAAGGCUAUGUAUAUGCGCGUGUGUGCUAGUCGUGUCUUUGGUAUUUUCCUUCUUUGUUCUUUUCUUUUCUAUAAAGUGUGUGUCGUCAUCAGUGUGUGGCUUGUGCUGCAGUAAUAAUAUAUAUAUAUAUAUAUAUAUAUAUAGUACUAUGAAAUAAAGAGCAGUGCUGCUAUGUCAUAUAGUAAUUAAUUUUU
This is a messenger RNA of Oryza sativa Japonica Group (Japanese rice), 717 nucleotides long. The record is from RefSeq and is a predicted model, not a curated record. Lineage: Eukaryota; Viridiplantae; Streptophyta; Magnoliopsida; Poales; Poaceae.